GCGAAUCCAAUGUUUGUCACAGUUGAAGAACAGAUGUUUUCAAGUGCUCUCACGCACGAUCCAUCGAGGUUGAUGCAAACAAGAAUAAUGAGUUCCAUUCAUCUGCUGCUUUUAAUUUUCUUCUUAUCACAAACCGCUGCUCUGCGGAUGAACAACGAUUCGAUAUGGGACUUCAAUUUUGAAAACGAUGCGGCCGAGCUUGAGCACUUUCGCUAUAGCGAUCGAUUGGUCUUUUUCUCAGCCGAAAUUGAGGAUCUUACUUUGGACGUUCUGGAACCGUUAGCAUCAGUUCGAGAGUUAAGGUUUCGAAAAGGGUCUAUCCGAACUGCCUGGCUACCGGAAUUUGUGGAAACGUUUUCAAUUCAUAAUGCGGAAACGAAAGAAUUGAUGAUAAGUGUCAAUCAAAACUACAAUGUUGUGAGCCUACUCGUGGUUGGAUGCCUGCUUGAUAAUGUGCCGGAAAAUAUUGGUCAAUUGAGUGCCCUAAGAACGCUGGAUUUGGGAUUUAAUCAGAUUGAACAAGUGAACAUGGACUUGUUUUCGGGAUUGAGUAACCUGGAAGCGCUAUCCUUACGAUAUAACAAAAUUUUCGAAAUUAGAAGUCCUGAUGUGUUUUUUCUCCCAGCUUUGAAAAGUCUUAUGUUGAACUCGAACAAACUUGAGCAAUUGGACAUUUGCGGGUGGAACAUGGAUCAUCUGGAGUAUUUAAGGUUGGAUAACAAUAACCUUCAGUAUGUGGUGAAUAUCCUGGAUCAGUUUCCAGUUUUGCAAGAAAUAGCUUUAACUGGAAACCUAAUGAAUUGUGAUUGGAAAAACAAACUUCUGGAAGACAUUAGCAAAACUGAAAUCUCCUAUGACGGACCGUGGUAUUGUGAUCCCGAGUUGGUGACACCAGCCCCUGAUGAUUGUCCAAGUCGGUACAUGAAAGCUCUUCUAAAGCGUCAAGCUGAAGAUAUAUCUUCUUUACGAAGAGAUUUCAAGCAACAGCAAUCAAUUAUAGAUCAAAUGAGUCAAACUAUUUUGAACCUUCAAGUGCAGCAAGUUGAGCAGUAUACAAAUCUAGAAGCAGCAAAUCAGAAAAUUUCAGAUGUUACAGCCCAAGCAAUUGAAACAGAAAAAUUGCUAACUGAAUACAUGGAACAAAACUCUAAAUUAUUGGACUACCUUUGGAUUAGCAAUCAGGACUCCUUACAGUCUUCAAACGUGGAGUUAAGCACCAGUCUACAAAGAAGCACUAACGAGAAACCAAUUUGGAGAAUGACAGUUUAUCACUUGAAAGCCAUCUUCUGCCAAACGUCACCGCCAUCAGUAACAGCGAGGUCCCAAAAAGCAAUCUACCGAACCGAAAAUGAAGACCUGGCGGCACAGCAGCGACGAUUCGAAAGGAUCUGUCGUAAAAUUUGAAGAUGUCAUCGGAGUGAGGCAAAAUAUGGUAGCCAUAAAAGUAAGAGUGAUGUUGUU
This is a messenger RNA of Uranotaenia lowii, 1461 nucleotides long. Its product is annotated as SLIT and NTRK-like protein 1. Gene Ontology annotation, molecular function: protein binding. Bases 10 to 1404 code for a protein of 464 amino acids. The record is from RefSeq and is a predicted model, not a curated record. NCBI's taxonomy places the organism in Eukaryota, Metazoa, Arthropoda, Insecta, Diptera, Culicidae. The transcript is spliced from 3 exons.